GGGAAAACCCUAGAAGAUGUGUAUAGUCGCCAUUUUUCCAUUUAGUUAUAUUUGAUCUUUCUAGUAACUAAGAAAAUAACCGUUUUGAUCUGGUUUAGAUCUUGGCGGGUGAAAUGGAAAGCGAAGAAACAGAGCAGAUUCAGGAAGGCGAAGAAGAAUCUCAAGAUUCACAAGAACUGGACGAAAUUCCUGUACAAUUAGAUGACUCGUCAUACGAACCUCUUGGCUUGACCAACAGUUCAAAUAUCGUGAGAGGGAAAUAUUACAAACAGACUUAUCGCCCCGCGUGGGAACAAAUGCCAGAUUUUAAAGGCUGGCUUCGAGGAGUUGUUGGUGAACCCACAAGAGCAUAUUGUACAUAUUGCCAGAAAACUUUGCAUGCUCAUCGGUUAAGUUUGCUUAAACACACUUGCACUAUUAGACAUCAAAAGGCCGCGCAGAUACACAAUACUCGAAAGAAUAAAGCCCAGGCCAUGGAACAGCAAGAAAUUCAUGCUGUAGUUCUCCAAGAGGAAGACAUUAACCAGACAGAAAUUGAUAAUGAAGAGGCGGAAGCAAUAGAGUACACUGAAAUCACUUCAGAAGUGGAAGAUGACGACCAUCUUCAAAAAGAUGGGGAACAUGACUUGGUUGAAGAAGAAGAGGAAGAGGAGGCAACUAUGGAAAUUCAUCAAGUCCCAUUUGAGAAGCACAACCAAAAUUUCCAAGCAAAUCAAAUGAAAGCGCCAGUUUCCACUCACGUGUUAGAUACCACAAGAGGAUGCCCUGUGUCUGGAUUACAAGUUAGUCUGUAUAAACUGAUUGAUGGAAGAUGGACAUAUAUUAAUGAAGGAAUUACGAACGUUAAUGGGAAGUUUUCUGGCUUUGUAGACAGAGCAGAUUUUACUCCUGGAAGAUACAAACUGCAUUAUGAUGUGGAUAGAUAUUUUGAUGCACGUAAGCAAGAUACCAUGUAUCCUUUCAUUGAGGUGGUAUUUGACUGUCGAACUAUUACUGAAAACUAUCACAUACCCAUACUUCUAAGUCCAUAUGGGUAUUCAACCUACAGAGGAUCUUAGACAUUCCAUAUUACAUUUUUAAGAAAUUAUAGUGUUAAAUAGCUUUCUAGAUUGCCUUAUGGGAAAUAAUUGAAGAGUGAUUAUUUAACCAAUAUUUAAGAAAUAUGAAGUAGGUUCAUUAAGUUAGUUUGUCCUUAAUUUUAAUAUGCUGGAGAAAUGGAACUAUUUUUUACCAAAGUUAGAGCAAAACAUUAAAAGUUUUUUGUUCAAUCCUGUACUACUGUAUGCUUAAGAAUAUUCACUUUUUAAAUAAACAACAAAAUUCAUUUGAAAAUUACUUUUAUUACGAAAAAUACACAAUUUUAAGAAGACA
Molecule: messenger RNA, 1371 nt
Organism: Zophobas morio
Lineage: Eukaryota; Metazoa; Arthropoda; Insecta; Coleoptera; Tenebrionidae
Exons: 5
Coding region: 114-1058 (314 amino acids)
Biological process (GO): purine nucleobase metabolic process
Molecular function (GO): hydroxyisourate hydrolase activity
Source: RefSeq, a predicted model, not a curated record